Molecule: messenger RNA, 438 nt
Organism: Heterobasidion irregulare TC 32-1
Lineage: Eukaryota; Fungi; Basidiomycota; Agaricomycetes; Russulales; Bondarzewiaceae
Exons: 5
Coding region: 1-438 (145 amino acids)
Source: RefSeq, a predicted model, not a curated record
AUGGCUGCACAAUUAUCGCGACAUACGCUCCGCCAGCUACGGUUUGUCGUCCCAGGGGGCGCGGUCACGUACUGGCUUCACACACUUGAAGAGCUGCGCACGAUGUGGUACGGUGCACGAGGGUGGUCACGGCCGCUCGUACUCACAUCGGUGCUAUCCGGCCUGCUGACAGUGACGUUGUUCAUCUAUAUUCUGCUUAUCCCUGUCAUCAAAGGUAUACCGCCAAAUUAUCGAUCCUGGCGUCAGUCAGGGGAGCUAUCCUCAGUCAUACCCAUCCUUACAGCUUCCAUGAUCAUCGGGUGGUCGAUACUCUCUUUCCUCCUAGGGCGGUACUCAAGCCUAGGAUAUGUACAAGGCAUCAUAGGAUCAUCCGGUCUCUACGCUCUUGCCUUUGGAAUCAUGGGCCUUCUGCCAGCUCCUCGUGUCCGAUCUCCCUGA